AUGUUAACGUACUAUGAUCCGCAAGCGUAUGCGCAGGCAGGUGAUGACGCAGCACCACGAGCUGAGCAGCGCAGAUCAGCUCUCACCCAAGUCGAAAUGCGGACGGGACAGGGGAUUGUCCAAAGUGAGAUCGAAGAACGCAUUUCGAAAGUGAAUCCGUCAGCUUGUGUGAACGCGCUACAAGUCAUCUCUGAACUUCAUUGCAAUUUGCCAAGUCUAUUCAGUCUCCGUCUCAAGAAACUCAUUGCCGAGUUUGUCGUGCCCGGACUCAUUCUCAGCUAUGAAACAGAUCCCGAGGAUGCUGACUCAUUUGAUCCGUUAACGCCACUGGAAGAGCAACCUAUCCCAAAGUAUUGUCUUUCGAAAGUAUUUGGAAUGAAACUAUUAGCUCGUUAUUUGUUUACAUGUGGUGGCGAUACAGAAGACGAUUCACUGGCAAGGAAAACGCUUAGAAUGUUCAUAGCCUUCAUUCGAGCAGUUGGAGAUUUGCACGACUCGGACAAAAACAUCAGCGCGGUUGAGAAAGCUUGGCUACGAACUGUUGCUGGAACAUCGUUGCUGAAACUAUGUUACAUUCAAAAGUAUUCUCAUAUGAUGGGUGCCGACAUGUUCGUGACUCUUGCAAGUCUGAUGAAGGAUGAAGCCGAUUGUGUUCGUGGCUACUUCGUUAGACGGCUGAAUAAAGGGAUCUUGAGAAAUAGGCUCACGAUUGAGUACCUUUCUUUUUUCUCAUUAGUUGCUUUAAUAAAUCCUGGAGGCAUCGACGAGGAAAAGGCCGUCAAAAUAUAUCGUGAGCAAUGCUGUGGAUACCUACUUGCAGCCAUUUCUCGCCGAAGAAACUUGAUUCAGUCAUCGUCAUUCUCGUCUAUGUAUCUGCCAUAUCACCAACCAGAAUACGCCAUUGCUUAUGCUGUCUGGCUUCUCUCACACCAAGAAAUGCUAUCAACUCAUUCCGAUGUCGCAAACAUUGCAAUCCUUCAGGAGUGUCUGUGGUUCACUAUGGAACCUUUCCUAGCGAAAAAGGAAAAGACCGAUUUUGAAUUUAUCUACUGCUUGCUGCAGGAUAUCAAAGAAUCUAAUGACGCUUUAUUUGAAAAGAGACGCAAGGAUGGUGAAAUUGGUGAGGCGGAGUUAGUCGGACAAAGCAAGAAGAUGUGGGCGUUAGCUGAUCUGGGUAUGUUAAUGCUUGUGUAUCGAGGCAAAAUUACUAUACGUAAUGAGCCACGAAGAACACUGCUUUCCACACGAUUCUUCAUUCGCGAGAAGAACUCGAAGCACGCCGGAAUGGUUUAUGCACCGAACGAAUUGAUUGAAGACGAAAAGGACCGAAACGGCAAGUUACCUUCUUGUGACCGUAAGCGUUUAAACAUUACAUGUAACACAACGACAACAAAGAAGACUACCCGAAAAGCAGAAAAAAUAGUAAAAAUACAGAGAGGACGAGGGAAGUUAGAUAAAGAUGUUAAUUCGUCACCUUCUAAUGAGGAUCUUAGUCCUGAAAGAAAAAGUAAAGGUCGGAAACCCCUGAAAAUAGAGCAAAAAAGCUUAAACACUGAAAGCGAGCAACGCGUCAAACAAUCAAUUGAAUUGCCGAUCCGCUCAUCACCAGGGUCAAGUGCUAAUCACUCAUCUAUGAAAAGUCGGUCGUCGAAUGAAAGUGAUCAUCUCGACAAGAUGAACGAUAAUAUGGCAGUAGAGGGAGAAGCGUCACCUUCAACAUCGGAGGAACAACCAUAUACAAGAAACCUACGCAGUAGAAAGUCCCAGCUGUCAUUUCCAAAUACCAGACCUGAAAUGUCGCAGAAGAGGUUUUUCAACGUAAAUGCUUCUUCAGUAGAAGAUUCCAACAACACCGAAGGAGUAACCAUUAUAACACCACAUAAUGAUGCGAAGACUACUACAUGGCCAACGAAGAGACAGCGACCAUCGUUAGGCAAUCUCGACGACAUGCUUCAUUUCUCACCAAUAACAAGGAGUGGUGAGAAGAGCACAAAAAGAAUGCCAUUUCACGCGGCUCCGUUGUCUACCUCAACACCAAUGCCAACAAGCAGUGUAGGGAAGUCGUCAAAAAGAAGAAAGCUAACAAUAAGAGAAGCUAAGGCAGUGAUGAGUAAGCUAACUGACGAGAUUCCUAAAAAGGAGAAGGAAAUGAAUGAUAGCAACACUUUGACAAAACCAACACGCUCAAAACGUCCAAGUGUGCCUGAAUCAGGUUCUUAUUCUCCUGUAGGAUCUGCUUCAAAAAAUAGGACAACUUUGUUGCCUCUGAAGCAAUCGCGACGUCCAAAAAGAAUAGCACAUGCAAAAGCUAAGUGA
Molecule: messenger RNA, 2316 nt
Organism: Necator americanus (New World hookworm)
Lineage: Eukaryota; Metazoa; Nematoda; Chromadorea; Rhabditida; Ancylostomatidae
Exons: 20
Coding region: 1-2316 (771 amino acids)
Source: RefSeq, a predicted model, not a curated record